This is a messenger RNA of Gorilla gorilla gorilla (western lowland gorilla), 2576 nucleotides long. RefSeq names its product DM1 locus, WD repeat containing (gene DMWD). The transcript is spliced from 5 exons. The record is from RefSeq and is a predicted model, not a curated record. NCBI's taxonomy places the organism in Eukaryota, Metazoa, Chordata, Mammalia, Primates, Hominidae. The coding region runs from base 91 to 2115 and encodes 674 amino acids. Gene Ontology annotation, molecular function: protein binding.
CACCUUUUCCGGCGCGGGCCCGCGGCUUCCGGCAGGGGGCCCGGCUGCGGGCGGCAGUCCGGCAGUGGCGGGGCCCGGGGGGCGCCCAAGAUGGCGGCGGGCGGCGCGGAGGGCGGCUCGGGCCCCGGCGCCGCCAUGGGGGACUGCGCGGAGAUUAAGUCGCAAUUCCGCACGCGCGAGGGUUUCUACAAGCUGCUCCCGGGCGACGGCGCCGCUCGCAGGUCGGGUCCGGCUUCCGCCCAGACUCCGGUGCCGCCUCAGCCACCGCAGCCCCCGCCCGGCCCUGCCUCCGCUUCCGGUCCCGGCGCUGCGGGCCCCGCGUCGUCCCCGCCGCCCGCAGGCCCCGGACCCGGGCCCGCGCUGCCCGCCGUGCGCCUCAGCCUCGUGCGCCUCGGGGAGCCCGACAGCGCCGGGGCCGGGGAGCCGCCCGCCACGCCCGCGGGGCUGGGCUCGGGGGGAGACCGCGUCUGCUUCAACUUGGGCCGUGAGCUCUAUUUCUACCCAGGCUGCUGCCGUCGUGGGAGCCAACGGUCCAUUGACCUCAACAAGCCAAUUGACAAGCGGAUCUACAAGGGCACCCAGCCCACCUGCCACGAUUUCAACCAGUUCACUGCUGCCACCGAGACCAUCUCGCUGCUGGUGGGCUUCUCAGCGGGUCAAGUGCAGUACCUGGAUCUCAUCAAAAAGGACACCAGCAAGCUGUUCAAUGAGGAGCGGUUGAUCGACAAGACCAAGGUGACAUAUCUGAAGUGGCUGCCUGAGUCGGAGAGCCUGUUCCUGGCAUCACACGCCAGUGGCCACCUGUACCUGUACAACGUCAGCCACCCCUGCGCCUCGGCCCCGCCCCAGUACAGCCUGCUGAAGCAGGGUGAGGGCUUCUCUGUCUAUGCUGCCAAGAGCAAGGCACCCCGCAACCCGCUGGCCAAGUGGGCGGUGGGUGAGGGGCCCCUCAACGAGUUUGCCUUCUCGCCCGAUGGCCGGCACCUGGCCUGUGUGAGCCAGGACGGCUGCCUGCGCGUCUUCCACUUCGACUCCAUGCUCCUGCGUGGGCUCAUGAAGAGCUACUUUGGGGGCCUGCUGUGUGUGUGCUGGAGCCCUGACGGCCGCUACGUGGUGACGGGUGGCGAAGAUGACCUGGUCACCGUGUGGUCCUUCACCGAGGGCCGCGUGGUGGCUCGAGGCCAUGGCCACAAGUCCUGGGUCAACGCUGUGGCCUUUGACCCCUACACCACAAGGGCAGAGGAGGCGGCGACAGCAGCCGGUGCUGAUGGGGAGCGGAGCGGCGAGGAGGAGGAGGAGGAGCCCGAGGCUGCGGGCACAGGCUCAGCCGGGGGCGCCCCGCUCUCUCCACUGCCCAAGGCUGGCUCCAUUACUUACCGCUUUGGCUCGGCGGGCCAGGACACGCAGUUCUGCCUGUGGGACCUCACUGAAGACGUGCUCUACCCGCACCCGCCCCUGGCCCGCACCCGCACCCUCCCUGGCACACCUGGCACCACGCCACCGGCCGCCAGCAGCUCGAGGGGUGGCGAGCCUGGCCCAGGCCCCCUGCCUCGCUCGCUGUCCCGCUCCAACAGUCUCCCGCACCCGGCUGGCGGGGGCAAGGCGGGUGGCCCGGGUGUGGCGGCAGAGCCUGGCACACCAUUCAGCAUUGGCCGCUUCGCCACACUCACGCUGCAGGAGCGGCGGGACCGGGGGGCAGAGAAGGAGCACAAGCGCUACCACAGCCUGGGCAACAUCAGCCGGGGUGGCAGUGGCGGCGGUGGCAGCGGUGGGGAGAAGCCCAGCGGCCCUGUUCCCCGCAGCCGCCUGGACCCCGCCAAGGUGCUGGGCACUGCGCUGUGCCCGCGCAUCCACGAGGUACCCCUGCUGGAGCCCCUUGUGUGCAAGAAGAUCGCCCAGGAGCGGCUCACAGUCCUUCUGUUCCUGGAGGACUGCAUCAUCACUGCCUGCCAGGAGGGCCUCAUCUGCACCUGGGCCCGGCCGGGCAAGGCGUUCACAGACGAGGAGACCGAGGCCCAGACAGGGGAAGGAAGUUGGCCCAGGUCACCCAGCAAGUCAGUGGUAGAGGGCAUCUCCUCCCAACCAGGCAACUCCCCGAGCGGCACAGUGGUGUGAAGCCAUGGAUAUCGGGCCCCCCCCACCCCAUGCCCCCAGCCUCCUAGCCAUAACCCUCCCCGCUGACCUCACAGAUCAACGUAUUAACAAGACUAACCAUGAUGGAUGGACUGCUCCAGUCCCCCCACCUGCACAAAAUUUGGGGGCCCCCCAGACUGGCCCGGACACGGGCGAUGUAAUAGCCCUUGUGGCCUCAGCCUUGUCCCCCACCCACUGCCAAGUACGAUGACCUCUUCCUCUGAAACAUCAGUGUUACCCUCAUCCCUGUCCCCAGCAUGUGACUGGUCACUCCUGGGGAGAGACUCCCCGCCCCUGCCACAAGAGCCCCAGGUCUGCAGUGUGCCCCUCAGUUGAGUGGGCAGGGCCGGGGGUGGUCCAGCCCUCGCCCGGCCCCCACCCCAGCUGCCCUUGCUGUUGUCUGUGCUUUUGAAGAGUGUUAAAUUAUGGAAGCCCCUCAGGUU